Molecule: messenger RNA, 7295 nt
Organism: Micropterus salmoides (largemouth bass)
Lineage: Eukaryota; Metazoa; Chordata; Actinopteri; Centrarchiformes; Centrarchidae
Product: nuclear factor 1 X-type-like
Exons: 14
Coding region: 888-2558 (556 amino acids)
Biological process (GO): regulation of transcription by RNA polymerase II
Cellular component (GO): nucleus
Molecular function (GO): DNA-binding transcription factor activity, RNA polymerase II-specific; RNA polymerase II cis-regulatory region sequence-specific DNA binding
Source: RefSeq, a predicted model, not a curated record
UACUGGGAGGGAAGCGUAGGCUAUCCGUCGUCGCUGCCGGAGCGCACUGAGAGCUUCCAUUUUACGCACCGAGGCAUCCAGAACCCCCGCCGAAGCCCGGACUGACUACGUGUCGCUGUGCAGGCAUUCUACUAUCGGAGAGGCUGCAGCGAUUUGAAGAAGCAUAACGCAAGCUGAUCUUUCAUCUUGUCAGCUUUGAAGGAGGAGGCGGCGAGGGACCAGGGGUGUCCCCCCGUUUUGUGUGUAACGCCGCGUGUGUAGCGCGCGUGUGUGUUUGUGUGUGUUUGGAACAAGAGAGAGGAGAGAGAGAGAGAGAGAGCGAUACGAGGCUAAAACAGAUCGGACGCUCGGCGCAGGAGACAGCCGCCUUUGGACACGUUUUGGAGACAGAAGCUGCCCGACUGCAAAGGUUGCACACGGAAAAAUAUUAUUAACAAAACUUACUUUGCAUCCCUUCUCCCGUCCAAUAAUUUUUUUUAUCGUGUUAUUAAUAUUAUUUCGGGGGAGUUUUUUUUAGCGUCUCCCAAUCUGCUGGACAAGUUUGGCCGCUGAAGGACGCACCUCGGGACUUUGACGCAGACGUCUCCCUGACUUCUUGCUGCUGGACAUGGGCGCAUCCGAGGCCAAACAGCGGUAGACGGAGGGCUCGGAGCUGCAGUCCUGCUUUCCUCCUCUCUCUUGCAGAGUGGACCCACUUUUGAAAGAGCGUUGUUUUUUUUUCUGGGCCUAAGGCCGACUUGUUUAAAGGUCCCUUUUUUGCUUCCGGCAACAGCGAAGAGACCAAGUCUUCCUCCCUCAGCCCUGACUCCCUCUCUCACUUUUUUGGAAGCAGAACUUUUAAAGGAAAAUGGGGCAUUGAGAGGGUUGGCAGAUCUCCCCACGCUAUAAUGGCUACUGACACCUACCUGGUGAACGACGAUCCUUCUAGAGGCCAAGGGAUGCCUGAAUGUUUCCUCGUGUCCGAUACAUAUAGGGAUGAAUUCCACCCCUUCAUCGAGGCCCUGCUGCCCCAUGUCCGCGCCUUUGCCUACACCUGGUUCAACCUGCAGGCCCGCAAGCGCAAAUACUUCAAGAAGCACGAGAAGCGCAUGUCCAAGGAGGAAGAGCGCGCAGUGAAGGAUGAGCUCCUGGGGGAGAAGCCAGAGAUCAAGCAGAAGUGGGCCUCGCGCCUGCUGGCCAAGCUCCGCAAGGACAUCCGGCCGGAGUUCCGCGAGGACUUUGUGCUCACCAUCACGGGGAAGAAGCCCCCCUGCUGCGUGCUGUCCAACCCUGACCAGAAGGGCAAGAUCCGUCGCAUCGACUGCCUGCGCCAGGCCGACAAGGUAUGGCGGCUGGACCUGGUGAUGGUCAUCCUAUUCAAGGGCAGCCCCCUGGAGAGCACGGACGGGGAACGGCUGGUCAAGUCACCACAAUGCACCAACCCUGGCCUGUGCGUCCAGCCGCACCACAUCGGAGUGUCCGUCAAGGAGCUGGACCUCUACCUGGCCUACUUCGUCCACACGCCAGAAUCCGGACAAUCAGACAGCUCCAGCCAACAGGGGGACACAGACAUCAAACCACCGCCCAAUGGGCACCUGAGUUUCCAGGACUGCUUCGUCACCUCAGGGGUGUGGAACGUGGCGGAGCUGGUCAGAGUGUCACAGACUCCUGUAGCCACAGCGUCAGGGCCUAACUUCUCACUCGCCGACCUGGACAGCAGUCCCAGCUACUACAACAUCAACCAGGUUGCUCUGGGGCGACGCUCCCUCACCUCCCCUCCUUCCACCAGGUCUGAGGUGGAGUUGUACGCAAACCUUCCACGGAGCUCCACCAAGAGGAAGUCAUUAGAUGACAGUGAGCUGGAGAGCCCCACAGAUGAUGUUUUCUACCCUGGACGCUCGCCUGCUGCCAGUUCCUCCCAGUCCAGUGCGUGGCCUAACGACAUGGAUGCAGUGCAGCACCAUUUGGCGAGUGUGCAGGAGAGGAAGAUAAAACAUGAAAACGAUGGCGUGCAGUUUCCUUACCAUGGACUGUCCUCGCCUGGUUCACUUAAGAAGCCGGGGAAGUUUGAUUUCAACGCCCUGACUUCCCAGACGAGGUCCCCCCGCAUGGCGUUCACACACCACCCGCUGCCUGUGCUGGCAGGAGUGAGACCAGGGAGUCCCCGUGCCUCAGCCUCCGCCCUGCACUUCCCCUCCUCCUCUAUCAUCCAGCAGUCCAGCCCGUACUUCACCCACCCCACCAUACGCUACCAUCACCACCAGGACCCGCUUAAGGAGUUUGUGCAGUUUGUGUGCACUGAUGGCACAGGACAGCCCAGCGCACAGCCUAAUGGAGGUGGCCAGAGCAAAAUGCCGGGCUCCUUCCUGCUGCCUCCGCCACCCCCGGUGGCGCGCCCUGUGCCCCUCCCCAUGCCCGACUCUAAAAUCAUCAGCACGCCCACUGACGGCGGACUCAGCUCACCCGCAUCUCCGUCAUACUCCACGCCAGGCUCCACAGCUCCCAACCGGUUUGUCGGCAUCGGAACACGGGACAACUUUCUGAAUAUCCCCCAGCAGACUCAGUCCUGGUUCCUCUGACAAGGCCUCUCUGAAUCCAGAGCUAAAAUUGUGUCAUGAAAAUUGGAAAUUUGAAUAACAAACACAUCACCGCUGAUUAAGAACAGACUGUUGACACUAAAAGGUCUUUCUCUCUCGCCAACACUAUUCAAAGUACUACUACAGAACCCCACCCCAAGAGGACUCCCAAUCCAACACAAUUUGAACAGGAACGUUCGUCCCCCUUUAUGCAGGAGGCUUCAGUGAGUUUGAGUGGACAGACGCAGAAUGCAAAGAGGAAGAUGGAACUGUCUCACACACACCAUGAAAUGUCAGAAAGGAAAACACAAUAUGGCAACCUGACAAAUGACCAAUUAUACAUUUGUUGUUUCUUUUUUUUAAUGAUUUUUUUUCUUUCAUUUUGUUGUCUCCAUAAUGAAAAUCCAUGCAUUGGCUGAGAGAUCCAAAAAAAUAUAUAAUAGUGGUAAAUGGUGUAGUCGUGUUGUUGAAAAGAUUGCCACCCAAAUUGCACGCCUCCAUAUCUGUGUAUUUUUUUCCACGUACCUCUUCUCCAGUUGCAUGGUCCCACCUGUUCCCCCUCUCACCCCACCUGCAGCUCAGUGCUGCCCCGGGGUCCAGACCGUAACCACAGCCACAUGCCUGUGUGUCGCCAGACUUUGCCGCUUCAUUCGCUCAGCCCUGAGCCUCUUUUCAUUUCCGAGUGGCCAAUCAUGGUGACACCAUCCGAUGGUGUGACAUAUAUGCACUAAGUGGCUGGUCUUUGUUUACCUGUCAAAGUAUCAGGGCGUCCUGCUGUGGGAAGAGUGAUAGCGUUGAGGCGAGUGCAAGCGAGUGAACACACGACAGACAGUCAUAACACUAAUUUUACAUGUGCUCUUUCGUCCCCUCACCUAUGCACUAUUAAUUUUUAAUAAGGGAUGAACAGUAUUGCACAUCGAUGGUCAGACGAGCGAUUAGAGAAGCGAGUCGAGGCUGGCUGCCACUGCAGGGAUGUGGUCGUACAUUCAAGUCUAGGCCCUGAAACGCAGCGCACAUAACACACACACACACGCCUGCAAACAGCACAUACAGUCUUCUCCAGAAUAGUCUGUCACACAACCACUCGUAGUAUCAUUUUCUUAUUAUUAAUAGGUAUGGAAUUUAAUUUACAGUAAUGCAAACGCAGCAUCAGCUUCAUAUUAUUAGCUUUAAUUUUGUUUGUAGGUGCUCCUUUUUUUUGCCAGGAUUGGUUUUGGUUUUGUCUCACUUGGAUUGUUUUAACCAUCUCUUGCAUGUCAUAACACUCUUUCUUUAGUUUGCCGUAGCACGUUAAGUAUCAUGCUCAAAUCUCAGCGAAACAGAUUUCAACAAAACGGUAACAGCAGUUUCUCAAAUCUCUCACGUAUGGACAGCACAUUAACAACAGCUUAUCACAUGCAUCUCUUGCAUUGCUUCACCAUGUAUCCCUUAGUCCAGUCACACCGAAACCCUGAGGACUACAAGCGCGCACACAUAAAAUGCACACUAACACCACCAACAACCUGACAAAAAAGGGAAGCCUUUUAUUUGGUUCUCCAGACUGCCUUUGUUAAUGGUUUUUCAUUCACUUAAGAUUUGUCUUUUUAAUUUGAGCUAUUUUUCUAUGUAAAUGUUCACAUUUAAAUUUGCUAUUGGUAUUAUUUUCAUCAUGACACAAUCCAAUAAAAGCCGACCUCACAAAAUAACUGGACUGCCUAGCUGUUGGUUCUAUUUUGCAGGGAUAGUAAAGAGGGCUGAGGACCUGUCCUCAGCCUCUCUAGUAACAUUAGCUCUAUGUACUAAAACAUAUAUCAAGACUAUAACAAUAUAUGAAAGUGCCUCUGUAUUCCCUUCAUGCAAUUAGUAAUAAACUUGACUUCAGGUUCUCUUCCCACAUAUAAGCUAAAGCUACAGGGAAUGGUAGCGUUGGUGCGUGUGGAAACCAUUGGCCGAGGACAGAUCUUUAUAGAGGACUGCAAACCUUUUUUUGUAAAGACAGAGAGAGAGAGAUCUUAUACAUAUAUAUUUAUGAUAUAUGCUCCUUUUUAACGUUUACUACAUGAGCUGGUUGGCAGUCUAGUUAUUUUCUGAACUCUCACCACCACCCCACCCCCACCACCCCAAACUUGUUUCAGUAACACCACCUUACUGUUAACUAGUACGGAUCAAACGACACACGCCAUCUGCAGCGCAGCAUUACAAUACCUAGAUGAACAUGUCAAAAAUCGACAGUAGGUGUGAAGAAAAAAAAGUGUUUGUUUUUUGAUGGAAAGUAUUAUUAUUGAAAAAUAUGUGUCGAUUGAGCCACGUGCAAUGCAUUGGGUAGAUCAUUGUGUUUGUCUGUUAGAGAUUUUUAAGAAAGCUAAGAGAAAAGAGGAAAAAAAAUGUAUUUUGUUUCAAGUCCAUAAGCUCCAGGACUCUAAACUAGAGGGCCAUGAAAAUCCUAGUCUUUGUAAGUUGGGGGUAUUUGUUUUUAUUUCCUUUGUCUCUUUUUUAAUGUUUUAUGUGUAAUCAGUUGUUUAUAAAAUUGUGGGAGGGCUGAAGGAAAAAAAAUUCUACACAACUUGAGAAACAAAAUUCUCUAUCAUCAGAUGAAAACUGGUGCUUUAACACUAUAAAGUACACUCAGAACUAUUGUAAAUGAAUGGUAAUGAACAAAAAUAACAGACCAUUUAGGAAACAGCAUUAUUCCUCUCUCUAUUUUUAUCUUCUUCUAUUUGUAUUGAGUGGGGGGAGAGGUUCCUAUUCCUUAAGGUUGUGACACAAAAGGCAUUUUGGUUCAACCUUUAGAAGAAAAAAAUAAAAACCUAUUCUGUCAAGCCUAAGAAACUGUUCAGAUAACAUACCCAUGCACUGCCUGAAACUCACCAGCAAGAAACAAGUCAAGCCUCCCAAUUCAACUCAUUUUUAUCACAUAAACUUGCAUAAAUACAUGACAAGUUCCUCCUUUUACUGCGGGAGAUGCUUCACAUCCAGAAGUCUUUUAUUCCCACGAUCAUCUUGAUAUAUUUAGCUGGAUAAAUUUCAGCAGGUUGUGUUGAGACCCACAUGCAAUGGAAAGAGUAUUAGGUUUGAACCUUCUGUCUCCUGCACAGAUAACAAGACACCGAAAAGGGGCAAAAAAAACAUACAAGGUAGCUUCGAAUCAGGCAAAGAUAUGACGUCUGAACCAUUUAUGAAACAGGCAGCAAGGUGAGCCUCUCCCCUCCCCCCCCCCCCCCCCCCCCCCUCUGUAAAUGACUCUUAUAGUGCUUGUGCUGUAGUGUAUAGUUUCCCAGCAGUUAAAGGUUGUCCCUUAAAAGUGCCUUUUGUUCACAGACUCCAUUUUGUAAUCCAGAUCGCCCCUUUUUUUUCGAAAUGGCUCGAGGUAACAGGUUGCCCCUGAGUGCUGCGAGGAGGUGAAAAAGGCCGUAACCCAUUCAGCGCUCAGGGACGUUCCCCCCCUCUGCCUUCGAAAUGAAUCCCCCUCCAUUGUACCUCCCCUAUAUCCUCUCUUCCUUUUCAAAAGCCGUAUAUAUAUAUAUAUAUAAUAUAUAUAUAUAGUACAAAAGGAAACUGGUGUGAAUUAGUUCUUUACUUUUUAUUGAUAAAUGAUGACAAAAAAAUGUUUUGAAAAGGCAAAAAAACUUGUUCUCGUUCAGCUCUUGCUUUUUUCUUCCCCUCUGUCUCCACUGUCUGUUUUCUCUUAGACACUGGAGUAGUCUGUAACUGUGUGUCCGUCACUCUCCGUCUCUCUCUCUCUCUCUCCUGCCCUCUCCACUGUUGAAGGUGAGGGUGAAAAAAAAAUUGCCGAAAAACUUUUGUCUGAGCAGAAUGCAGUUAGCUCACAUGUUAUUCUUGUCUGUAUGCUUCACAUUGUAUUACCCAUACCCAUCUUCUUCAGCUUCUCCAUUCAACAGCUAAUGUAAGUGAACAAAUUACGCUGAUGGGCUUUCGGGGGUGUCCUUCGGUGGGUUAGGACGGGAUGACAGGGGUUUGGGUUGAAGAGGUUUACAGAGAAGACUAAUGGGGUCGAGAGAGCUGGAUGGACUGCUUUUGGGAUGUUAGAAAGAGGCUGCUUUGACUUGGAUAAUUUGCUCUUUUUGUUUUAGCUAUUUAUUCUUGGCUUUGUUUUUACCCCCCACCCCACCCCUUUUUUGUGUUUCCUUUUAAUUUGGAUUUCUUUUCAUAUUUGCUAUCAGGGUAUGCUGUCUUUUAGGCUGUCUUUGAGGAUGCCUUGGACUGUAAAUGAAAGCUACAAGCACCUUAUAACCGGACUUGUCCUGCACGAGGCUGAAAGAGGGGGGUUGCAUUUCCAUGACAGAUCCCACAUCCAAACCAAUCUUUUAAAGUGAAGUUGUUGUUCACAGUGGGUUUUCACAUAGUGAAACCUUCAGCAGUAUUAGCCAUUUACAACACACCAACCUGACAGAUAAAAGGCCAGCAUGAACCUGAACUCAGAUCUGAGGAUUCAGGAAAGUCCCUCCAUUUUUCUCCUCUGACCACCUCAUGCUGGACUGCUCCGUAUCUUUGUUCUGUUAUUUUGUUCUUUAUCUUAAGCGUGUAUGGUUAUUGGUGUAAUAGGCAGCACCCUAGGCCCCUAACUCCCAGCUCUUUUACGCCUCUGUCUACGCCCUCAGCGCAGCACCACUUCUUUGUGAGAACACCCCCAGAGCUCUAGGUGAAAUGCAUGUGUUAAUUACAGUUUCUUUUCCAUAAGAAGAAAAACACAGUUUGAGAAGAGCAGCACCUGAUUGAAUAAAAAGGAUGUUCUUGACUGUA